Molecule: messenger RNA, 5557 nt
Organism: Oncorhynchus kisutch (coho salmon)
Lineage: Eukaryota; Metazoa; Chordata; Actinopteri; Salmoniformes; Salmonidae
Product: THO complex subunit 4
Exons: 11
Coding region: 374-1171 (265 amino acids)
Biological process (GO): mRNA export from nucleus
Cellular component (GO): nucleus
Molecular function (GO): mRNA binding
Source: RefSeq, a predicted model, not a curated record
UUUGUAUAACCAGCAGUACAGUAAAUUCGAGACCAUUGCGCUGCUGCACUGAUAAUAGCAGCACAGGUCUUUGUAGUGAUAUGACUCAAGGGAUCAAUUUCAAAUGGUCCCUUCUUGAUUUAACAGCAUAACCUGAGUAAAACUGUGGAAGGGGCGGCGCACAACAAGCGGACACUGACAGCGUCAUCCGUCCUCACGUAACGAGGGCUCGUGGCUAUAAAGACAGCUUGCGCUCCAUUUUAGCGUUUUUUUUUCCUCACGCAACUGAGUAGUAACGCCGGGUUAUUACCACGUUUUUUUUAUACUUAAGGCAGGGAUCAGUCAGACUAGUUUUUAGUUCGCUAACAGUUCUUAGCGUAAUUGAAACUGCAUAAUGUCUGAUAAGAUGGAUAUGUCUCUAGACGACAUCAUCAAGCAGAACAGGCAGCAGAGAGGGGGCGCAGGAGGCCGUGGUGGUGGAAGAGGCCGUGGCCGGGGAGGCUCUGGCGUGGGCCGAGGUGGUGGUGUUGGCCGUGGAGCAGCUGGUGGAGGCUUUGGGGGCCGAGGUGGAGGAUCAGGCCCCAUGAGGAACCGACCGAACCUGAGCCGUGGCAGAGCAAGACCUACGCCAUACAGCAGGCCCAAGCAGAUUCCUGAUAAAUGGCAACACGACAUGUACGGCAAUCAUGGCUUCAAUGCCAGUGUUGGGGGUGGCGCUGGUGUGGAAACCGGAGGGAAGCUUCUUGUCUCCAAUCUCGACUUUGGCGUUUCAGACGCAGAUAUUCAGGAGCUCUUUGCGGAGUUUGGUACACUGAAGAAGGCAGCUGUUCACUAUGACCGGUCGGGCAGGAGCUUAGGCACUGCAGAUGUCCACUUUGAGAGGAAGGCAGAUGCUCUAAAAGCUAUGAAACAGUACAACGGUGUACCACUUGAUGGGCGUCCCAUGAACAUACAACUUGUCACAUCACAGAUCGACACACAAAGACGACCACCCAUGCAGGGUAUGAACCGAGGAGGUGGUGGCAUGAACAGGGGUCGUGGUGGUGGGUUUAGAGGGAUGCAGAGAGGACGUGGAGCAGGUCGUGGAGGAGGCAGGGGCCGAGGUGGCCGCGGGGGAAGCACUAAGCCACUUUCCGCUGAAGAGCUGGAUGCCCAGCUAGAUGCCUACAAUGCCAGGAUGGAAACAAGCUAAGAGCCUAGGUGAAUCCUCCAGGCUGCAUUACACUCCAGGCUGAACAUGAGGACAGUCGCUGUUGUUACAGCGUUGAAGAUGCAGGACAUUUUACACUUGGAUGUCUUCUGGUGUGAUUUAAAUUUGUAUCAAUCCUUUUAAAUUCUGUUUUUUUUUUACCAAUUUUUGUUUUUUGGAAAAAAAAUAUUGGUUUUGACUGUAGGUUUAAGGGGGUGAGUGGGGCUUUCCUUGCUGCUCUGAUUCCUUUCCCCGUAGAUCAUUGUAAUAAACCCUGCAGUACAAAUUAACCAUACUCUGACUGAUUCGUUUUUUUGUUUUUGUUGUCACGUGCUCAAGUACAGAGAAAUCCCUUGCAUUGUUGGGAGGCCUGCAAGUAAGGGUUUCAUAUUGUUUACAAAGUAUGUGACAAUUAAAAUACAACUUGAUUGCUCGUUCACAACAACGCAGUGAUCAAUAUCGGUAGUACUAUAAAGUACAACAAAGGUAUAAGCACACAAAGGUCAGCUUUCUACAGGUUUAGUGCCAAUACUAUAUUUACAAUGUGCAGGGAAUGAGAUAUUUGUGGUAGAGGUAGAUAUGUAGAGUUAAGGUAAUUAGGCAUCGGGGUAUAUGAUAAACAGCAGCAGAAGUGCAUGUCGGGUCAGUGUGAGCAAGUAGUGUGCAUGGAGCAAAAAUAAGGGGCAAUGAAGAUGGUCAGUAAGGGCCUAUGCCAAAUGUCUCUGGUUCCACACAUUGUAACAGCCGGACACUGAAAGUACUGAGGUUGUCAUGCACAUCUUAGCUGAAGUACACUGCACCCAACGGUGCAAUAGGACAUGGGAAAAUGUCGAAAAAAAAGGUGUCAUAUUUGGCGACGUAAACUAUCCUGUCGUUUUACUAGAAUUAGACCAAAUUUAACGCAACUGCGACCCAUUUGAUUCGCCCAGAUCCAAAGGAUGUAUAAGUGACUGCAUUACCUAGGCUAAACCACUAGAUGGCCACAGUCCAUUGCUUUGCUAAGGCUACUUUGUCUGUUUUGCAGUCUGUCCAUUACUGAUGUUUAAAAACAUGGUCUGUUACUCCAUGUACUUGAUAAGGUCAUUCCUGUCCCGUCUGGGAUCUCAAAUGACGUGGUUGUUUAGCGCAAUUACAAUACAGUACGAAAAUUCGCAAUUUACUAUACGUGUAUUCUAGUCUACAAAUACAUUCGCGAGUUUAUGGUAACGAGCAUUUACCUGACUAGUGCACUUUACACCAGGCUUGUUGCUGAGCGCCCGCCUACGUUCGGACAGCCUUUGUAGUGCGAGUCAAUAUUCCCGGAAGCGUGCUGUGCGUUUGAUUUGAGCUGCUCCCUCCUCGCCAUUCAGUUGCGCGUACUCCAGUGUAGCAGCAGCAGCAUAACGAAAGCCUCCAUCAACCACAACGUCUUUAGCCAUUUUCAUCAACUCGGGAGGCGUGUCUCGCCCUUGUUCAAUUUGGUAAUGAAGACCCUUGAAUCUGUAGAAGACACCAAAGAGUAGACUAUGGCAGAGCAGGAUCCCACCCCGGAGCAGCUGGCGGCCAUCGCAGCGGCCAACGAGGAAGCGGAGGGCGGGGUCAACUACAAGCCCCCCGCUCAGAAGAGUCUGCAGGAGAUCCAGGAGCUGGACAAGGACGACGAGAGCCUGCGCAAGUACAAGGAGGCCCUGCUGGGGAACGCCUCCGCGGCUGCAGACCCCAACGCUCCCAAUGUCCAGGUGACACGCUUGACCCUGAUGUGUGAGACGGCGCCGCUGCCCCUGACCCUUGACCUACAGGGUGAGUAGAGCAGCACUGUGGUUGUACUGGUAUUUAGAGGGCGUGUUUCUGAAUAUGCUGAGGUGCACUUUUUGAGAAAAGGCUCCAUAUUGAAAGACUUGUAAUGUGUUUUAGUGUGAAAAGAAGCCUUUUUAGUGAGCACAUGUAAUAUUUUCCAUAUGAAUGUGUGAGGGUGGAACUAAAGCUUACCAUUGGGGGGGACAAAAGACAUUGCCUCAUAGCAGCCGCAACACCUGGCCACCUAUGGUUUACAAACAUACGUUUUCCAGUAGACAUAUCAGACUAAUUCCAUGGGCCAUUCCUAAUGGAUUGGUUUUUAUUAUUUGAGUUAAUGAGGAUUUCUUCUGCUGGUUUGAGACUCUUCUGCCCUCAUAUGGCCUGUAGAGCCACCUACAGGGAAGAAACCAGGGCCAUGGAGCUGAACUCACAUACAGGGAAGCGCCAUCUAGUGGACACUAUAAUUGCAGGCUACAACUCUGUUGGAACACUCCCUGUGUGCUCGCAUUUGUAAAGAUGCUGAAUCACUGAUCUGACACCUUUCACCCAUCCAGUCUAACACGAUUACUUCCAGGGGAGAACUUUUGUACAUUGCAUAUAUUGGAACACAAUUAUAGACUGCUCCUGCAUUCACUCUGCAUGAGGGUCUCUGACAUUCUCUUUCUGUGGUCUGGCCGCCUCUUUCUUUCUGCUCGACUGCCUCAGGAGACCUGGAGUCCUUUAAGAAACAGUCUUUUGUCCUGAAGGAAGGCGUGGAGUACAAGAUAAAGAUCAGCUUCAAGGUCAACAAGGAGAUUGUGUCGGGACUGAAGUAUGCCCAGCAGACCUACAGGAAAGGAGUCAAGGUUGACAAGUCAGACUACAUGGUGGGGAGCUACGGGCCGCGGCCGGCAGAGUAUGAGUUCCUGACCCCUCUGGAGGAAGCUCCUAAAGGCAUGCUGGCCCGCGGCACCUACAACAUCAAGUCCAAGUUCACCGAUGACGAUAAGCACGACCACCUCUCCUGGGAGUGGAACCUUAACAUCAAGAAAGAGUGGAAAGACUGAGUCCCCGUCAACUUAAUUCCCCCAUUUUCCCCCUCCAUUAUUUUACAUUCAUAAUUAUGUGAUAAGUAAUUAAGGCAAAUUGCUCUCUCGUCCACCCCAAUCCCUGCAGUAGUUUCAUUCCAAUCACGUUGUCAUGCCCCCCCCCCCCCCCCCCCCCCCCCCACACACUCCUUGUGAUGCUGAGUAUUGAAUAUGUGGAGAAGCAAAUCAUGUGCACAAUCAUGAAUUUGUUUUGGUUAGUUUGUAUAUAACCUUUUUCUUUUAAUGAAAAAAAUGAAAGAUUGAUUUGUUAAUGCUCUUGAUAUGGAUGUCAAUCAACUGUGUGAAUUCCAUCCUUUCCCCUUCAUCCCUUCCUGCUGAUUGUUUUAUACAACCAUGAUCUGCCUUGUAAAGGUGUUGCUGUGUGUUAAAGGCUGUGGUAGGUCCACACUCUGUACUCUUUGUUGGGGACGUUGCCCUCUGUCAGUGGAAAGCCUUUGAGCAGAUUAUAUGUACCAGAGUCCACACAAUUAGUUUAUUCUGGAACUAGUGUGAAUUCCUAACCGUUAAGAGGUGGCAUGACCAGCACUUACCGGCAGUCCACCAGAGGCACUGUGACCACCUGCUGAAGGUGCAAGUGUGCCUCUUCCUGGUCAGGGUUUUCACCUCCCUACCUAGUUCAUUCAGCAGCCAUGUGGCCUUAAAGAGGAUUCCUAUAGAACUAACGAUGAAGGAAAUGAUCACAAAGAGCCAUUUGCCUUUAGAACAGAACUGUCAGAUUGUUACGAGAGCCUCCUACAGGGUUUGAGUAAAAGAGUUUUAGGCUGAGUGCAGGUGCGAACAGAUGAUCAGACAGACCAUUGAGAUGCUUGUACCUUCUUUCCAGAUUAGCCAGUAGAAGUAGACCAUGAAAGAACAGCAGACAUCUCUGCUCCCUUCCCUCCUCACCGCAUCAGGUGGUCUCAAUGUGGACCACCUUUAGUGCUGUUUGCUGAUGUGAAUGUGUUUACAUUGAUAUAAAGAACCUGGUUUUGUUGACAACUAAGAAGUGAGCUUCUUGUCAAAUGCCCUCUAAGCAGACCAUGAGGCCUUCUUCCAGUCACUAACUCCAUUAGUGUAGCGUCUCAUAUGGGGCCUUGCUGGUGGCCCUUGUGAGCAGAGAGGAAUGUCACACAAGGGUUGUUAAUCCGCUCACCUCGAGUAUGAAUCAACUCCAGGAUUACCAAAACUGGCUGUGCCUCUAGCCUUUACAACCACCAGCUUCUCUCUGCUAAGGUCAGACAUUCAGAAUGGGAACUCAACAUCAAAUAGUUUUGAACUUUGGGCCUGAUGUUUUAGGUCAGGUCUAAGUUGUGCGCAGACCCAGAGUUAAGUAGAACGAGAACAGCCAAGACCUCUUAAUACAAAACCGUGUUAUAUUUUUCUACACUCCAUUAAUCAAUGUCAUAACUUGUGAUGUAGGGCUCAGGCUUUGUUUGGUUUCAAUGGUUCAGUAUGUGUCACUGGAUCAUUGUUUCAGUAUGGUUUUGAUUCUGUGUGCCACCUGGAGAACACUGUUCACCUGUCACAUUAAAGUCUUCAGACUGGA